Molecule: messenger RNA, 1665 nt
Organism: Acanthaster planci (crown-of-thorns starfish)
Lineage: Eukaryota; Metazoa; Echinodermata; Asteroidea; Valvatida; Acanthasteridae
Product: vacuolar ATPase assembly integral membrane protein vma21-like
Biological process (GO): vacuolar proton-transporting V-type ATPase complex assembly
Cellular component (GO): endoplasmic reticulum membrane
Source: RefSeq, a predicted model, not a curated record
GGGCGCUGUAACAAAAACACGGGCAUCAAAUGAACAUACAGCUGGUCAACAAUGGCAGAUAAAUCGGAUGUGGCAGUGCAUAGAAUUGGUGGUCCAUCCACGAUGUCGCCAUUCAAGACAGUUUUCCUCUACUCAGGCGUUAUGCUGUUUUUCCCAGUUUUUAUGUACUUCUUUUCCAAAGCUUUCAUUUUUGAUGGUUUGUUUGACAUGAAGGGCUCUGACAGCAUCUUCUAUGCAGCCAUGACGGCUGUCGUCACAGUCCACAUUGUCCUUGCCAUGUUUCUCUGGGCGGCAUUCAAAGAGACGCCCCAAGCUCCACCUAUACGUGAAGUUAAGAGGGAAUGAGCCAUGACUUUGACAAUUUACACACAUUGCAAAUCGAAUCAAAGACUUAAGUUUGCCGCCCCCUUUCUGCAUUUAUCAUGUACAUGUACAUACAUGUAUUGGCAUGUGCAACGUCACUGACGUCACAUCAGCAUGGACAUCAAGACUAAUGCACUUUGAUCGUGCUGUCAAAAUUACCAUGUACAUGUGUAUUACAUGUUCAUCUUUAUUUGUGAAUGAAGUUCUUGAGUGCAGUUCAUCAAAGACAGCCUGCUGAAUCCAAUGUGGCUACUGAGGGGAAUCCUACGUCACUGGAUUUGGAAGAGCAAACUCGUGAAUGCGCUGCUUACAAAAUACUGCACUGAAAAUGUAAAAUCAUUUUGUGUUUCCAAACAGAGGGUUUCCCAUCUGCUCUUUUUUCAGUGGAUACUGAUUUGCAGCAAAAUCUGGUUACAAAAUGCCAAGUGUACUGUGAAGAGGAAAAAUAUUUAACUUAUCGUUUGGUUGUCCUUCGUACAGUGGUCCAAGUUUUUGUUACAGCAAAAAUCUGUCACUGGAAAAAGGCUUCUGGAGGAGGUCCCUGACAUUGAUUCCACUGUGCAUCAGGCCAGAGAGUCAGUUGACCCAUUUCUCUACUUUUCAGAAGGAGAUUGAAGUACUAGAUCAUGAAUAUGUAUGAGAUAUAUUAACAUGUACACUGCAUAUCCCAAAUGGUCUGCUUCCAACCCCUUUCUUGGUGUUGUGUAUGGUGGUUGAGUCCAUCACAAGUCCUCCAGUCUUAAAACAAGUCAAGUGCUACUCAAAUGAACCGCGAUACGCAUCCCUUUGUCACUAUUCAGCCUGCUACUUUUGUCUGGUCUUAUGGACUUGUGAUGGACUUGUCUGCAACACUGGUAGACUGAUAGAUAAACACAUUUGGAGGGGACAUGCUGGUCAUGGUGUCAUCUCCAGGUGUUAGAAGCAUAGUUUUGAUUCCUUGCCGUGAAAGCAAAACUGGGACAGAUGAACAGUAAUUUUGUCAGAGAUGGAAUUUUGUCUGUUUAUUAUUUUCAUAAUCAUUUUCUAACACUGAUCACUCUAUUUAAACCAACAAACUUUGAAAAUGUAGCAAACAGGAUUCAAGGAAUUGUUAAGAAUAUGUACCACAAUGAAACAAUUAAAUGCUUUUUGGGUAGUGAAUUACAGCACUGUGGUAAAAUUGGUUAGUAAAUGUUUGUUAAUCUAUCAUAUUCCACAUAUUUUCAAACAGAAACAUUUUCCUAACUGGUUUAUUACUUUGGCCUUUUAAAUUUAUAUUUAGCAUGAAAAUAAAGAUGUCUUAGUGAAAACAGUUCUUAUGAA